Messenger RNA from Glycine soja, 604 nucleotides. Its product is annotated as gamma aminobutyrate transaminase 3, chloroplastic-like. The transcript is spliced from 3 exons. Gene Ontology annotation, biological process: biotin biosynthetic process. Lineage: Eukaryota; Viridiplantae; Streptophyta; Magnoliopsida; Fabales; Fabaceae. Bases 122 to 511 code for a protein of 129 amino acids. Gene Ontology annotation, molecular function: S-adenosyl-L-methionine:8-amino-7-oxononanoate transaminase activity. The record is from RefSeq and is a predicted model, not a curated record.
AUUAAGGGAUUUAGUAAUUCUCUGAAGGUUGUAGUUCAGAAUUUUGAAAUGUUGGCUGCCUGUUUGUGUUAUCAAUGGUGAUCUACCUUGUAUGCUAGUUUAUUGAUUUCUUUUGAUGUAAAUGGAUGGUCCAAAAAUAGUCCUAUUUGUUACACAUAACUCUUAUUUGUUUUAUGAUACUUAUUUUGUUUUCUAUUUACAAACUGCUUCAUCUUUAGCAUAUGCUGCGGUUUCCAAAAGUGCUCAAGAAAAUCUCCUUCAGGCUCCCUUAUUGUCUAGAUCAAAUAGCAUGGAGGCUUCCUUGGCAAAGGAUACUUCCCCUAAUGAUGUGAAAAAUGGUCAAGGGUUCAAAGGCCAUAGCAUGCUUGCUCCUUUCACAGCUGGGUGGCAGACUACUGAUUUGCAUCCUCUGGUCAUAGAAAAGUCAGAGGGAAGCUAUGUAUAUGACAUUAACGGGAAGAAAUAUCUUGAUGCACUUGCUGGUCUAUGGGCCACUUCUUUAGGUAUGUAAGAUAUCUUUGUUCAGUACUUCACACUUAUUUAUUUUGCUUAUGCUUUCUGAAUUAUAUAUUUCUUAUGGUUGAUGUUCUCAAUCCAUCUUAGA